AUGCGGGAAAUCGUGCACAUUCAGAUUGGCCAGUGUGGCAACCAGAUCGGAGCCAAGUUCUGGGAGGUGAUCGGGGAAGAACAUGGGAUUGACUGCGCCGGGAGCUACUGCGGGACUUCUCCCCUUCAGCUGGAGAGAAUCAGCGUUUACUACAACGAAGCCUACGGUAAGAAGUACGUGCCCCGAGCCGUCCUUGUGGACCUGGAACCUGGGACAAUGGACAGCAUCCGAUCCAGCAGAUUGGGAAUCCUCUUUCAGCCUGACAGUUUUGUUCACGGUAACUCUGGUGCUGGUAACAAUUGGGCCAAGGGCCACUACACAGAGGGAGCGGAGCUGAUCGAGACGGUCAUGGAUGUGGUGAGGAGAGAGAGCGAGAGCUGCGACUGCCUGCAAGGUUUCCAGAUCGUGCACUCUCUGGGUGGAGGCACAGGCUCAGGCAUGGGCACCCUGCUCAUGAACAAGAUCAGGGAGGAGUACCCGGAUCGGAUCCUUAAUUCCUUUAGUGUCAUGCCGUCCCCCAAGGUGUCAGACACCGUGGUAGAGCCCUACAACGCGGUGCUGUCCAUCCACCAGCUGAUAGAGAACACAGAUGCCUGCUUCUGCAUCGACAACGAAGCACUCUACGACAUCUGUUUCCGCACCCUGAGGCUGACCACGCCCACUUACGGGGACCUCAACCACCUGGUGUCCUUGACCAUGAGUGGGAUCACGACCUCACUGCGCUUUCCGGGCCAGCUCAAUGCAGACCUGCGCAAGCUGGCAGUGAAUAUGGUGCCCUUUCCUCGUCUUCACUUCUUCAUGCCUGGCUUCGCUCCACUCACAGCCCAGGGUAGCCAGCAGUACCGAGCCCUGUCGGUGGCGGAGCUCACCCAACAGAUGUUCGAUGCCCGCAACAUCAUGGCUGCCUGUGAUCCUCGCCGUGGCCGCUACCUGACUGUGGCUUGUAUCUUCCGGGGUAAGAUGUCCACCAAGGAAGUGGACCAACAGCUGCUGUCCAUUCAGACAAGGAACAGCAACUGCUUUGUGGAAUGGAUCCCCAACAAUGUCAAGGUAGCUGUGUGUGACAUCCCACCCCGGGGGCUGAACAUGGCGGCUACCUUCCUGGGUAACAAUACAGCCAUUCAAGAGCUCUUCACCCGGGUCUCCGAGCACUUCUCAGCCAUGUUCAGGAGGAGAGCUUUUGUGCACUGGUACACCAGUGAAGGGAUGGACAUAAGUGAGUUUGGGGAAGCGGAGACAGACAUCCUCGACCUGGUGUCCGAGUACCAACAAUUCCAAGAUGUCCGAGCAGGGCUAGAGGACAUCGAAGAGGGUGGGGAGGAGGAGGCAGAGAUGGGGGCAGAAGACAAAAACCAUUAG
Molecule: messenger RNA, 1359 nt
Organism: Rattus rattus (black rat)
Lineage: Eukaryota; Metazoa; Chordata; Mammalia; Rodentia; Muridae
Gene: Tubb1
Product: tubulin beta 1 class VI
Exons: 4
Coding region: 1-1359 (452 amino acids)
Biological process (GO): mitotic cell cycle; microtubule cytoskeleton organization
Cellular component (GO): microtubule; cytoplasm
Molecular function (GO): structural constituent of cytoskeleton; GTP binding; GTPase activity
Source: RefSeq, a predicted model, not a curated record